Molecule: messenger RNA, 1722 nt
Organism: Daktulosphaira vitifoliae (grape phylloxera)
Lineage: Eukaryota; Metazoa; Arthropoda; Insecta; Hemiptera; Phylloxeridae
Product: DNA-directed RNA polymerase subunit beta''-like
Exons: 2
Coding region: 23-1633 (536 amino acids)
Source: RefSeq, a predicted model, not a curated record
CCUAACAUAAAUAAAUUGCACGAUGAAAUACUUUUUACUUUUCAUGUUAAUGAUAAACUUUAAAAUAAGUUUAUGUCAUAUAACACAUUACUUAAAGUGCUCGCAUUCUCGUUAUUUUUUAAAUUUUUUUAACCAUAAUGAAAGAUUUUUGUUACAAUUUGAAAAAAAUAAAGAACAAUUAACAAUAGAAAAUCUUAUGAACUAUGGCAAAGCACUUCAAACACAUGGUAAAGUAAUUAUGAUAUUUUUGGAGGACUUGAUAUACAAUAAUUCUAAAAAGUUUCCUUAUACAUUAAUCACGGUAAAUAUGUACUUAAAUAAUAUUUCUGGCUCAUUAAAUAUGAUUGCUAAAAUUGAUGAUGAUGAAAAAAAUGAUGCUCAAAAAUUAUUAGAAGGAUAUAAGAUUAUACAUUUUGCAGUUAAAGAACAACUAACCAGUUACAUAAAUGGGUAUUGUUUUAAAGUACCGUUUCAGGAAAAUAAGGUUAUUUGCAAUCCACCAAUCAAUGAAAAUAAAUAUAAUAUUACUGAUCUAAUAAAAAUAAACAACGAUCUCAUAGAAAAAAUACUGACCCAAUUUAAGUUAACAUUAAUACAGAAUUCAUACGAACGUUUUCAUCCAAAAAAUAUUUUGUUUUACGAUAUAAUGACCUUGCAGAUUCUGACCGACAAGAACAAUAGUAUAAAAAUAGAUAAUAGUCAACACAUAGAAUUAAAUCUACUGCGAUUCACACGACUUAACUUUAAAUGCACUAAUGGUACUCAUUUAACUAUACAAGAUAUAUUUGAGUAUAUGAAAUAUGAUUUUACUUCUAAGGAUGUUUUAGCAUACAUAAUUACGGUAAUUGGGGCUACGUUUCGACCAAUAGCCAUUCUUCUUCGCAACUAUUUAACCUUAAUUCAAGUUGCAUCCUUAGAAUAUUCAGAUAGUGUAAAAUUUUGGGUAAAAAAAUCAAUAAUUAAAAUGGGUCAACAAAUAAUGAAAUAUAUAAUAGAUAUUAUUUCUCUAUCCAUGUACGAUAAUAAACGGCCAUAUAUGCAAAACAUAAUUUUAAAUGGAUUUAUUAAUACUUUAAAUAAUUAUAUUGCAAGUAAUAAAUUAUCUGAAAUUGAUAUUAAUCAUAAUAAUAUAUUAAAAAGAGUACUUUUGAAUUUCUUCAUUAACAGUAAACUGUACUUUACAAGUGAUAUAGUUCUAACUAACAAAAAAAUGACUGCAAAUAAUGCUGAUGCCAUAAUAACUGAAUUAGAAAAAAUUAUGGAAAUAGUUGAAAUAUAUAUAAGCGAUUUGAAAAAAUGGAAUGAAUAUUUUAAUUUUAUUGUAAAAAGUUUUAAUAUUCGAUCUUAUAAUGUUUCAAAUUUUAAAAAUUUUAUUGGUUUUAAAGUUUUAGACCGUAUUUGUAAUACUGAAUCACAUUCCGAAAUAUACAAUGCUAGUAUGAAUGAUAAUAACAAAAUUGAUAUAGGAUAUUAUGAAGACAAAAAGGACGUGAAUGAUGGUAAUAUCGAGUUUAACUUAGAGAAUCUAAAAGAUAAAGAUGAUGAAAAUAAUAUCGAUGCAAAUGACUCCUUUGAACAUCAAUCAAAUUAUAAACCUCUUUAUAUGAUUGAUUAUUGGCCAUACAAUUUGUAAAUUGAUAUGAUUAAAAUUUUUUUUAAUUUAAGUGUUUCUUUGAACGUUAGCUAAUUAAUAUUUCUUAUAAUAAUAAUCCUUUAAAACAA